AUGUUCCCUGUCCUAGGCCUGCUACAAAAUUUAGAGUGCAACAAGAAAUCCACGUGCAAUAACGGCGUUUGUGUAUUUAGCCAUUCUAUCGUACAGCGUCCACCACCACCAAAGCCAUCUUCGAAACCACAAACCGCGUUACCAACCGCGCUAGCACCGAAGAAGCCACCGAAGCGACCGAGCGAUCCCGUUCCUCAGCCGGCUCCGAAGAAGAGAGUGAUUAAAUCGGAACCAUCUCUCCCGCAAACACUCUCAGACGGCACGCCGAGAAUACACGCAUCGGCUGCUCAUUCCAAGAUACCAGUAGGCGAUCGCCAGCGUAGCUUGUCUGCGCUGUAUGAGCAGUUUUACAAGAUGUACGCAAAGCUUGACGAUAGAAAGACAUGUGCUUUCAGGGAUGCCAGAGAGCAGGAAACAGAGAUAUACGAGUCGACACAGACGAAUACCUACAAAUCAGCGACAGCAAAUACCCUUAUAAAAUUAAAACGCAGAGCUCCAAUUACAGACAGCACUUCCCCGGUGAUUGGUACCGAGAACACGAUAAGGAAAAGGUUGGAAGAAGCCGAGCGGAGCCAAUCAACGACUCUGACAAGAAGUAACUUGAAAAAGUAUAUACCAACACCUGCGCAGCUCCAGGAAUACGGCUAUGUGGUCGAUAUACCAAAUACACUCGGUGGUAGUGAGCCUAGUGCAGUAGGUCAGAUGAAGGAUUGCUCGCGCUGCAACCAGAAGUACAUUGUCGAGGAUGGCGAUCUACUUAAGGACGACUGCAAGUUCCACGAUGGCAAAGCUAUAACUACAAAGGUGGAUGGAAGGCGGUCGAGGAUUAUGUCAUGCUGCUCAACGCAGAUGGGAAGUUCAGGUUGCUGUACAGGCCCGCAUGUAUUUCUGGAAAAGGAUGCUGAGAGUUUGAACAAGCGAGCAGGAUUCAUACGCACACCACUUCGGAGCGAUUCUCUUGAUGUCGUCGCGCUGGAUUGCGAAAUGAGUUUCACGACGUCGGGAAUGUCUCUGACGCGGUUAACAGUAGUGAAUUCUGACGCGGAGGUGAUACUAGACGAGCUGAUUAAACCGCACUCCAAAAUCAUAGACGCUAAUACAAGAUUUUCGGGUGUGACCAUUAAGCAGAUAGAGGAAAGUGCAGUGUUUGAUUUGGUAGGAAUACGUAGCGUCUUGUUCGAAAUCGGUGUCGGAAGCGAUACCAUCAUAGUGGGACAUGGACUCGAGAACGAUCUAAACGCACUACGGAUAGUGCAUUCGAAUAUACUUGACACUGCGAUUCUCUAUCCACAUCCGGCUGGACUGCCUUUUCGCAACUCGCUUCGAAACCUGGCUGCCGAUGUGCUGAAGAAAUUCAUACAGGAUGCAGCACCAUCGAGUGGCACAGUGGUUGCAACACACUCUUCACUUGAAGAUGCAUCGACGACAUUGGAUUUGUUAAGAAGUUUCAUGAAUAAGAAUUAG
Wallemia ichthyophaga EXF-994 is the source of this 1464-nucleotide messenger RNA. Its product is annotated as Exonuclease GOR. Gene Ontology annotation, molecular function: exonuclease activity; nucleic acid binding. Gene Ontology annotation, cellular component: nucleus. Lineage: Eukaryota; Fungi; Basidiomycota; Wallemiomycetes; Wallemiales; Wallemiaceae. The record is from RefSeq and is a predicted model, not a curated record. The coding region runs from base 1 to 1464 and encodes 487 amino acids. The transcript is spliced from 2 exons.